Molecule: messenger RNA, 1504 nt
Organism: Lindgomyces ingoldianus
Lineage: Eukaryota; Fungi; Ascomycota; Dothideomycetes; Pleosporales; Lindgomycetaceae
Product: mitochondrial folate transporter-like protein/carrier
Exons: 2
Coding region: 1-1224 (407 amino acids)
Biological process (GO): pyrimidine nucleotide import into mitochondrion
Cellular component (GO): mitochondrion
Molecular function (GO): pyrimidine nucleotide transmembrane transporter activity
Source: RefSeq, a predicted model, not a curated record
AUGUCCGCCGAAGGAACCGAUGCGCCGCCGUCCCCGAGUACAACCAGAGAACGGUAUGCGCCGACGACUGCGAGACUCCCCUCCCGUGACGCUCCACCCCAGAAUGCACACGUGGGCUCACGCCUUUCUAGCCUUGCCGUCAGAUGUGCCAGCCUCCCAAACUCGAGCGUGAAUGCGUUUUGCGGUGCUUCCGCUGGCAUCGCCUCUGGCAUUGUGACGUGCCCCCUCGACGUCAUCAAGACCCGCCUUCAAGCUCAGGGAUCCUUCCGCCCACGCAACCUUGCACGGCCGUCGCGUAUGGUCUACAAUGGCCUUGUAGGCACCGCCCGGGUUAUUUGGCUCGAAGAUGGUGUUCGGGGAAUGUACAGAGGCCUCGGGCCUAUGCUGCUAGGAUACAUCCCGACAUGGGCCGUCUACAUGAGCGUGUAUGACUUCUCAAAGGACUUUUUCUACCAGCGUAUAGAGGACAAAUGGCUCUCUCGGGUAUCUGCGUCAAUUACUGCUGGCGCAUGUUCAACUCUAGCCACAAACCCGAUAUGGGUAAUCAAGACAAGGUUAAUGUCCCAAGUGAGCUCCCGCGCAUCGGAAGAACAUCGGCCUCCAUGGCAAUACAAAGGCACUCUUGACGCAUUUCGGAAAAUGUACCAUAACGAAGGUCUAGCGGCAUUUUACUCGGGUCUCGCUCCAGCCCUUCUUGGCCUUACUCACGUUGCAAUUCAAUUCCCGUUGUACGAGUACUUCAAAAUGAAAUUCACCGGACUGGAGAUGGGCCAAACGAUCAAUCAAGACGAAAACGUGCAUUGGGUUGGCAUUCUAGGAGCCACCAUCUUGAGCAAGAUCUGCGCUACUUCUGCUACGUACCCUCAUGAAGUGCUUCGGACCAGGCUCCAGACCCAGCAGAGGUCUCUACCGUCGCAGUCUCAUGAAGAGAUCUCAUUCCGAGGAGGCCACCCCGGCUAUGGUCACCACACUCGACCUCCAGGAACGGCUUCGUCAGACGGCAUGAUCAACAUACCUAGAUAUCGAGGUGUAAUUAGAACUUGCAGGACCAUCCUACAUGAAGAAGGGUGGAGAGCAUUUUAUAAUGGCAUGGGCACCAACAUGGUUCGCGCGGUCCCUGCAGCCGUCACCACCAUGUUAACAUACGAAUCCUUACGGUCAUGGCACCAAAGGCUGAAGUUCGAAGGAGAGGAGAUAGAGCGACAGAGUCGCAUAGAUGGCUAAACAACCACAUACACUGUUAUGGAGGUCAACGGCGCCUCCGACUCGUAGGCGUUGAUUUCGUUAUCGAAGGCGCGAUAUCUGUCCCCAGCAUCUUUGUUUUCGUCUGUACAUAGUCUCAGCAUCACCUUGGUAGGGAAAGUUGGGAUUUGGACGCGUUGGCAGGCAUCGGAGUCUUUGGCGUAUAGACGGGUUAUCAAUGUUGGACUGCGACUGCAAGUUGCUCCCGUGUUUAGCAUGCUUAGGUAUCGCGCCGAUUUCACGGCCUAUCAAUUCAACCGCU